AAAGAUCGAGUUAUGUUCAAUGAACGCCUUUUGAGGAGUGUCUGAGGCAUCAAAGUAGAAUCACGGAGCUGGCAGCUGGGUCUGAAAUGGCCGUUGCCAAGUUUUCCAGCUGAACCUAAAAGGCCUUCUCUCACUUUCCCGCGCCCUGCCUCCAGCCCCAUUGAUUCCUCGCCGAGCUUUCUCAGGCCAAGGGCUGCAGGCUAACGGGAAAGGGCAAGGAUGGUGGAGGCUUUCUGUGCUACCUGGAAGCUGACGGACAGUCAGAACUUCGAUGAGUACAUGAAGGCUCUAGGUGUGGGGUUUGCCACUAGGCAGGUGGGAAAUGUGACUAAACCAACAGUGAUCAUCAGUCAGGAGGGGGCCAAAGUGGUGAUCAGGACUCAAAGCACAUUCAAGAACACAGAGAUUAGCUUCCAUCUAGGAGAAGAGUUUGAUGAAACCACUGCAGAUGACAGAAACUGUAAGUCUGUUGUGAGCCUGGAUGGAGACAAACUCCUUCAUGUACAGAAAUGGGAUGGCAAAGAAACAAAUUUUGUAAGAGAAAUUAAGGAUGGCAAAAUGGUUAUGACUCUUACUUUCGGUGAUGUAGUUGCUGUGCGCCACUACGAGAAGGCAUAGGAAGGUUCCUGCCUGGGCCUGGAGAAGCGCUACAGUGUCUCUGUGACUCAAAUCUCAGUGCUGCCCUGCCCUUACAGCGCGGCUGAUCGCGAAUUAGGGCCAUCCUUGGUCUGGAGGGAGAAAAUGGUGGUUGAAAAACUUAUUUUAAAAACUUGUUGCUUCAAGAAACUAGUCCAAUUUUGAUCUGCAAGUUUCUCAUGUUUUACAGUUUUCA
Miniopterus natalensis is the source of this 832-nucleotide messenger RNA. RefSeq names its product fatty acid binding protein 7 (gene FABP7). Lineage: Eukaryota; Metazoa; Chordata; Mammalia; Chiroptera; Miniopteridae. The record is from RefSeq and is a predicted model, not a curated record. Gene Ontology annotation, molecular function: lipid binding.